AUGAAAUUGAAAAUAACAGAAAACGACAACGAGACGCAGUCCUUUACAAACGCAGACAUAGAGGUUGGGAAUAAAUACGACUUCAUCAUGAAAAACAAAAUGGCCUCCUCUUCGCUCAAGAAGAAGUUCAAAUUCUGCACGAGUUCAUUCUGCGCCGCUGGACUUGCAGUCACGUGUACCAUCGUCAUUACGAUUUUGAUACUCAUGACUAAAAUGAAUGGACCACCGGCGUUGGAACUCGCGGAGGCUAAAAUUUCGCAACUGGAAAACGAACUGUACCACUGUCAAAACGUCGCGGAAGGAUCUGGCGAAGAAUCGUAUCUUCUCAGCGAUGAUGAGGACGUGAAUCUCCGAGCUCCUGCUCUGGCGAAGAAUGAACGAUUGAUGGACUCCCUCGUCGGAAAAUGGAAACAAGUUCGGACUGAAAACAUGGAAGAGUACAUGACGCUCGAAGGAAACACGCAAAUGCAUAUCAACAUGGCGCACAAGUUCAAUCCCAACAUGGAAAUUACCAAAACGAGCGAAGGGGAGUAUUCUCAACGGAUUUAUGUCACCUCUUUCGGCUUUCAAGUUUACAACGAACAGUGGCCGUGGAACUUGAACGGCAAAAUGAUGCAGUACAAGAACUUCUUCGAAGACACAGUCAACGCCGUCGCCUACGAUGACGGGAAGAAAGUUACGUCUACCAACAUGGGUAGCACAAAAGGACCGCAAAUCACGACGAUGGAGCUGAUCAACGGCGAGCUCCAUUUGACUUUAAUUCUGACCGAGCAGAACUACGUCCGCACUGUUAAAAUCUUCCAGCGCGUAGACUACUAG
Molecule: messenger RNA, 819 nt
Organism: Oikopleura dioica
Lineage: Eukaryota; Metazoa; Chordata; Appendicularia; Copelata; Oikopleuridae
Source: the annotation of a GenBank genome assembly